CUCAAGGAAGUUCAGACAGCAGAACAGAUGACAGAGAUACAGUUCGAAACAAGAGAGAGUGCUAUUAUACAGUAAAAUUAAGCGCUCUUAUCGUUUCUAGGCGAAUUUUAUUUUUUUUCUGUGCGGAAAAGAUUAACGGUAUGCUACUUUAGUAAAUACUUUAUGCGUUUCAUUCCAAACGAGCAAAAAUUAGCAAAUCAGUUAGACUAAACGAAAAAAUAAUUUAGUUAUAAAAGAACACAAAGUAUCAGUAAUCGCGAUUAAAGCGCAUGCAUCUGUGCGUAAAACGCAGCUAUCCAAGUGGUUUCCUGCAACUCCAAAUACCCUAAAACGUUGCAAUGGAAAAAUCGAAGAAUUUCAGGAUCGACGCCCUUCUGGCUGCAGAGCCACACCGAGGGACCCGAGAAGCAUCACCUGGACUGAGCAGCGACAGCCCUACGGGAAGCCCGGUGUCUUGCAGGGGCGGCGACACUCCGUCCCCCCGCGGGACCCCGGGGGCCAUUCACCUCCAAACCGGAAUCAUACCUAAACCAGGGCUGCUCAGUUUUCAACACCCGGGACUCACUUCACUUCCAGGCAUGUACACAACGCCCAUGUACCCUAUUUCAGCUUUGGGAGGUCAGCACCCUGCCUUGCCGUUCUCGGGUUUUACGUAUCCGGCGUAUCCGGAGCAGCUGAAGGCAGCGGCGAUGGCCGGAUCUUUACCCCUGGAACACUGGAUACGAGCUGGCAUCAUGGUACCACGACUGCCCGAUUACACCUGUGAGUGGGGUGGCGUUCAGAUGACGUCCCCACAGUCCGGUUUGAUGGGUAAAUGUCGUAGGCCACGGACAGCAUUCAGCAGUCAGCAACUACUGGAGCUGGAAAACCAGUUUAAACUUAACAAGUACCUUUCCAGACCCAAACGCUUUGAAGUGGCCACAUCGCUCAUGCUGACUGAGACACAGGUCAAGAUCUGGUUCCAGAACCGUCGAAUGAAGUGGAAACGUAGUCGUAAGGCUAAAGAACAGGCCACACAGGUCAAGGCCGUAUGUCAGCCCGGGGGAACCAAGAUGACCAAUGAGAGGUCAGGAAGGGAUGGCCGCAGGGUCAUUGCUCAGAGUGUAGAUGAGCACGAGGAAGAGGACGAUCUUGAGGAGGAGGAUGAGGAGGAAAGGCAACACAAAUUCAUAAAUGACAACCUUAAUGUACCACGUUGCACAGACUUUCUACACCACAUGUCUGCAUUAGGAUGCCACCCCGACAGCCCGUUCUCUGAGGACGUCAUGGAGGAGGUGGGAGGAAGUGAUUGAAAUUACCCAUUUACUUUCUUAAGGAAUAUAUUUUUUUAACAUUUUUUUUUUUUUUUUUUUUUUUACUGUGCAUGAUUCAUUAGUUCUCAUUAUUCCAAAGAUAUAAUGAUGUGAGCAACUUUUCUGAAAUCUUACAACUAGUGUGGUAAUUUAAUACAGAUUAACAGAAAUGUAAUAUACUUAACAGCAAUAAUAAAUACAGAAAAUUUUGAAAAAUAAUUACCACUGGGAAAUAUCAAAAUGUUCUGGAGAGUAAACUUAUAUGUAGUUUCAUGUGGUGUCAAACCAAAACAACAAAAUAACAUUAAAUCAGCUUGAAAUACAUUGGAUUUUAUUUAAUUAAAAAAUUUGUUGAAAGGUGCAACAUGCAUAUAAAUAUUAAUUUGCAUUAAAAGUAUGCAAUGUACUUUAAUAUGCAUUGUUUUUUUUACCUUCUCUCCACCCCUCAUAUGCAUCAUUUACAUAUGAGAUGGAGUAUGGAGCAUGUAUGAGUUGUAAGUAAUGUAUAUUUCUAUAUGUCAUAGUUACAUUCAUAUGUGGCUCAGUGGUUGUUCACUUCGAUGUUAUUUUAAGAAAGUUAAAGUCUAUGUAAUAUAUUUCCAUUAAAGGAUGCAAGAGAGGUAGAUCCACAGUAAUGUUAUAUUUGUCCGUGUUGCUGUAAAUUGCUGCAAAUAAACUAAAAAAAGGCAAAAGUGUGGCAAUGAUUGUAUUGAAAAUCUGAA
Molecule: messenger RNA, 2014 nt
Organism: Carassius gibelio (silver crucian carp)
Lineage: Eukaryota; Metazoa; Chordata; Actinopteri; Cypriniformes; Cyprinidae
Product: motor neuron and pancreas homeobox protein 1-like
Exons: 3
Coding region: 339-1292 (317 amino acids)
Biological process (GO): central nervous system development; neuron projection morphogenesis; regulation of DNA-templated transcription
Cellular component (GO): nucleus
Molecular function (GO): DNA-binding transcription factor activity, RNA polymerase II-specific; sequence-specific double-stranded DNA binding
Source: RefSeq, a predicted model, not a curated record